This is a messenger RNA of Scylla paramamosain (green mud crab), 3160 nucleotides long. RefSeq names its product ubiquitin thioesterase OTU1-like (gene Yod1). Gene Ontology annotation, cellular component: nucleus; cytosol. The record is from RefSeq and is a predicted model, not a curated record. The transcript is spliced from 7 exons. NCBI's taxonomy places the organism in Eukaryota, Metazoa, Arthropoda, Malacostraca, Decapoda, Portunidae. Gene Ontology annotation, molecular function: cysteine-type deubiquitinase activity. Gene Ontology annotation, biological process: endoplasmic reticulum unfolded protein response; protein deubiquitination. Bases 133 to 1176 code for a protein of 347 amino acids.
GAGAGCGAGAGUGAGAGGAGAGCGUCGUCUACACAGUAGUCCUAUCCCUUGUGAGUGUACUGGCUAGCUUUCUCCCUCUCAGUGUGGUUGUUUUUGUGUUAAGCUCUCCUGUACGUGCCGCCUAAAGUACUCAUGUCCCAGAAUAUUGCUGCAAUGCUCCGCCUGAGAGUCAAAACCAGAGAUGGGAAGCAAUACCCUUUGACAGAGUGUCUUUGUGGGGACAGCACCCUGAAGGACCUGCUCUUAGCAGUGCAAGUCAUAACACUGAUUCUUCCCAUCAGACAGAAGAUCUUGACAGGAUACCCUCCAAAGGUUAUCCGAGGAAGUCCUGAGAGCACUCUGAGCAGCUUAGGUAUCCAAGGUGGAGAGCUCCUCAUUGUGGAGGAGGCAGACCCCUCAACCAAUGUGACCUGUAUGGUGCAGGAGUCACUACCACCAAGUUCCCAUAUGAAAAAUGCAAACAUUUCAAACUUGAAUGUCAAUCGUGAUGCAUCACUUCCACUGAAAGCUAAGCCAGAAAACGCCAAUGUUGAUGCUGGGCUUCCCUUCAAGUGUCCUACUGGGAUGCUGCUGAAAAAAGUUGUUCCCUCAGAUAAUUCUUGUCUAUUUGCAAGUGUAUAUUAUCUCAUUAAUGGAGGUGAAUCAAUAGAUUCAAAUAGACUACAAGAGAUGCGGGAGCUAGUAGCCAAUGUAAUCAGGAGCAAGCCAGACCUGUACAAUGAGGCAGUUUUAGAACGUUCCAAUAGCAAUUACUGUGAAUGGAUUUUAAAAGAUACUUCCUGGGGAGGAGCCAUUGAACUAUCAAUUUUCAGCCAGUAUUACGAAAUAGAAAUUGUUGCCUUAGAUUUAAAAACUGGCAUCUUAAACAGAUUUGGUGAAGACAAGAAGUAUGACCACAGAAUGAUUGUCCUCUAUGAUGGUGUCCAUUAUGAUCCUGUAUAUAUGGAGACUUUUGAGGGGAACAACAUUUAUAUCUUCCCCACAACAGAUGACUCAGUGUUGCACCAAGCCAAAGAGGUGGCCAUGGAGGCCAAGCACAGUGGCCAGUACACUGACACCAACACCUUCCGCCUUGAGUGUAAGGAGUGUGGCGUCACUAUUACAGGGGAGGAUGAGGCACUGGCACAUGCCAAAAAGACAGGUCAUAGCAAGUUUGAGGAGAUUCAUCGUAAUUGAUGUUAAUGUAGCUUUAGUUUAUUUGUAUGCCGAACUUAUUUAUAAAACAUUUUUCAUGCCAUUUUAUGUGUAAUAUUUUUAAGUGUCUUUCAUGUAAAUAUUUUUAAGAGAGCCACCUCUGCAUUUGGUUUUAACAUUUGAAAUAAUCACUUUGGUUGCAUUGUUUCCUAUGAAGACUAAUCCUGAAGAGUAAUAUCUAAUACAUUUAGAAUAAAUCACUAUUUCAGAAAUGCACAGUGAACAGUUAAACUAGAAUGAAGUUUUGUGGUUUUCUGUGUUGAAUUUUCAUAUGAUGAAAUAUGAAGAACAAAGGAAUGGCAAUAAGGUCAUAGUACUCGUACUUGUGGAUUUGAAUUUAAAAAAUUUAUUGAAUAUUGAUGCUCAUGAGAAAUAAAAUGUGAAACCGUAUGGAUGCCAACCAGUGCUGGGCACUUCCGCUAAUUAGUCCACAAAUCUGCGAUAGUGGAAGUUCCAUUUCAUUUGCAGAUUUUUGUUUAGAACAAGAAGGUCACUAAUUUGUGGAUUAGCAUUUGUGGUAUUACUUCUGCUGACCUCUGCAAACAUAUGGAGGAGCCAGUCCUAUCAGUGUGCCUAUCCUUGCUAAAGGCUAGUUUACACGAGGCAAGUAGAGAUUCAAGUCAAGUGUGCAAGUAACUUGCUACAAGUUACUUGCCCUGUGUAAACAUCUACUUGAAGUACAAAUUUUGUCAAGUCAAGUAAGAGGCAUCUUGCCAGUCAUGCUUCUAGGUAAGGCAGGUGACUAUCCAGCAGUUCUGUUUUAAGGCAAGUUGCCUACCAAUCACUACUGACUUCACCUGUAAUGAUUACAAAUCGUCCAUACUUGAAGUAGCAUUAGCAUAUGUAUGGUCAAUGCUGGUCAUGAAAAUAUAGUUUUCUUUAUACUCUAGGUCUUUAAAAAACAAAAAUUGAAACUUUGAAUGUCUAGCUACAGCAUUACAUUGCAAAUAGAGUGAAAAGAGAUUUGAGAGCUAUUGAUAAUAGAAUUUUUGUUUGUAGUUUGCAUUUGUGGUGUCAAGCUUUGUGGUGGAAAGCUGCAAAUAUUGUGUAGCUAUUUGCAGUUCUGAUUUAAACUAAAUCUCAAAAUUUGUGGAAUUGUCAUUACAAAAGUUAUGGAAUAAGUUAGUGGAUUUGUGAUAGCGGAAGUUCAAAUUCAUUAGUAAUGCCCAGCUCUGAUGCCAACCAUUUGGGUGCAUGAUAUUCAACUUGCAUAAUUGAGCUGAUCUAUAGACAAAGUCUAAAGGGUAUAUUUUUCUUGUCUGAUCUAUAUGUAUAUGGCGUGGAAGCUUUUGCAAUCCUUAAAAUUUUAGCAAUGAUACUUUAAAAAGUUUCAUUUCAAAUUUGUUCAGGUUUUAAAGGGAUAAGGAUACAGUAGCUGUAGACUUUCUCCUCUGUAGUGUUCUAGGCAUUCAUAAGUUGCAGGCUGCUCAUAUUAUGAUCUCUAAAUAUAAUUUUAACACUCUUAUUUCCUAGUGGACUGUGUACAGGCUUUCCUGGACAUAGCUAGCUCAAUACUGAUGGUACUCACUUCCAUGUUCCUUUAACUUUAUGAAUAAUGCAUGCACAUGCAUCAACAUGGUAGUCACACUAUCCUCCCCUUUGUUUUUUAUUCCCCAUGGCCAGUGACUCAGAGAUCAUAACCUCUCUUCUCUUCUGGCCCUUUUAAGUGCCUCAGGAUUUAGGAAUUAAUAUUUUGCUCUCAAGGUUGCACAUGUUGGACAGUGCUGGCAGUUGUUCUCUCUCACUCAAUGGCUUACUGAAAGAAUUCUCUUUUUGGUGUCCUGGAAGUGGCAGAACCAAGUCUUGUAAUGAAACAGGUGGUCAGUUUUUCUACUUAUCAGAAACUCUAUAGUGGGGCACUCCAUGAAUGCAGAAGCUAAAAAUUCAGUGACUCUCUCUCUCUCUCUCUCUCUCUCUCUCUCUCUCUCUCUCUCUCUCUCUCUCUCUCUCUCUCUCUCUCUCUCUC